AUUUUCGUUGAGUUUGUUCUAUGACGUCAUAUCAGUUGUGAGUGUCAAGUGCAAAGUUCUGGGUGUUUUUAUCGCAUUUUUUCUGCAUAUUUAGACCCCCAAUUGCGCGGAAUUCCAACCAGGAAGGAUUACUGAUCAUUCACUGAGCCAUCCACAAUGGCACUCAAUGGCUUCCUGGAGUUUUUUCAGAAGGGCAAGACCUUUCGGCCAAAGAAGAGAUUCACCCAAGGCACCAUCAGAUACUCCCUGCACAAACAAGCACAAGCCAGUCUCAGUUCAGGCAUCAAUUUGAGGCAAGUGGUACGACUUCCAGCCGGAGAAAAUAUGAAUGACUGGCUGGCUGUCCAUGUCGUGGACUUUUUCAAUCGCAUUAAUUUGAUUUAUGGUACAGUUUCUGAGUUCUGCACAGUCAAUUCUUGCUCCACAAUGUCCGGUGGUCCAAGAUAUGAGUACCUGUGGGCAGAUGGGCUCAACUACAGGAAGCCCACUGCCCUUCCAGCUCCCAAGUACAUCGAAUUGCUGAUGGAUUGGGUUGAAUGUCAGAUAAACAAUGAGAAUCUCUUUCCCGUCUCCACGGACGUUCCCUUCCCUCGUUCCUUUCCCACCCUCUGCCGGAAGAUCCUCACACGUCUCUUCCGGGUGUUCGUCCAUGUCUACAUCCACCACUUUGAUCGGAUCGUGAGCAUUGGGGCAGAAGCCCAUGUGAACACCUGCUACAAACACUUCUACUACUUCGUCCAGGAAUUCGAGCUGGUGUCACCCAAGGAACUCGAACCCCUGGCCGAGAUGACCUCGCGAAUCUGCAAGGACACGUAAUGUUGUUGGACUUAUGUUAACCGCAAUUAAUCUUACCGUUUUCUUGUGAUUCCUCAUGCACUAAAAUUCUCGCAAGAUAAAGUGCAAUUAACCAGCCGGAUUCUGGGAAUACCCUUAGGGAUAUCCUCCCACUAAAGUGUCGCAGGUCUCCUCUAUACCCACCACAAUCCUCGGAAGUACUAAAUACUCAGUGAAUUUAGCAAAAUUCCCUAGAAUUUUGUCGUAAAACUUAAGAGCAAAAUUAGCUUUACAGGUGGAAGGAUUUAAUGGAAUUAUGGUGCUUUUCCAAAUAAAAAUGAACAUUUUUUUUUAGUACAUCACUGUUCUAAAGUGCAAAACUGUCGAGAGAAGAAAAUUCGAUAACUCGGAUGCACUUGCGUAAAGCAACACUAAAAUAAAAUGAACAUGUUUUUUAGUACAUGGACUGUUCUCAAAUACUUCUGCAUAAAUUUUUCUUUAUAUUGGUUGCUUUUAGAACACAGCGAGAACUGAGCAAAACCGUCGAGACAGGAAUCAACACGAAGAAAAAUUAAUAAUGCAGAAGCUCUUGAGUACAGCAGUGCUAAAAAUGAAUGUUUUUUUUUAGUACAUCACCGUUCCACAGUGCAAAACAGUCGAGACAAGAAACAUCACCAAAAAAAUUCGAUAACUCCUAAGCACUUGCGUACAGCAACACUAAAAAAAAUAAGCAUAUUUUUUAGUACAUGACUGUUCUCAAGUACUUCUGUAUAAUCAACUUUUCUUUGGAUUGGUUGCUUUUAGAACACGGGGAGAACUGAGCAAAACCGUCGAGACAUGAAUCAGCACAAAAAAGUCGAUUAUGCAGAAGCUCUUGAGUACAGCAGUGCUAAAAAUGAAUGGUUUUUUUAGUGCAUGACUGUUCUAAAAAGCAAAACAGUCGAGACAAGAACAAUCAGCAAGAAAAUUCGAUAACUCGAAAGCACUUGCGUACAACAACACUAAAAAAAUUAACAUGGUUUUUAGUACAUGACUUUUCUCAAGUGCUUCUGCAUAAUCAACUUUUCUUUGGAUUGGUUGCUUUCAGAACACGAUGAGAACAGGGAAAAACCGUCGAGACAGGAAUCAAAACGAAGAAAAGUCAAUAAUGUAGAAGCGCUUGAGUACAGCAGUGCUAAAAUGAAUGUUUUUUUAGUACAUGACUGUUUUAAAGUGCAAAACAGUCAAGACAAGAAACAUCACCAAGAAAAUUCCAUAACUCGGAAGCACUAGCAACACUAUAAAAAAUUAACAUGUUUUUUAGUACAUGACUGUUGUCAAGUACUUCUGCAUAAUCAACUUUCAGCAAAACCGUCGAGACAGGAAUCAACACGAAGAAAAGUGAAUAAUGCAGAAGCACUUUACAACAGCCAUAUACUAAAAAUGUUCAUUUUAACUUGGAACAGCGCCAUUAAGGGAUAUGAUAAAUUGUAGUAAAUGUAAGAGACAAUUUAGCCAUAAAAUUAACCAAAGUCUUAACUAGUUGUCGUUUAAAUAAUUGGUAAUUGUUAGAUUUAUGUCGGGCAUUAAUGUAUCCGUUUUCCUCUCCAAGCGAUUGUGGUGACUAAAAUUUUCCUUACAAGAAAUUGAAAGAACAAAUAAUACCAGUAUUUUUUGAGCAUUUCUUUAAAUAAGAACAAAACUUGAAUUAGGGGAAUGUGAGACAAAACGCAAUGUCUUUUAAAGUGCUUUCAUUAUGCAUCUUUUUAAAAAUAAAAAUAUCUUAUACUAGAUAUUUAGCAUUUGUAGUACAUGAUGUACUAAGCGCCUCAGUGGAUGAUAAAAUACUCACGAAAUUUUGCUACAACCUUAGGAAAAAGUAAGGAAUUUUAGAACAAAGAAAACCAAUUACUACUAAACCAAUUCGUGAAGUACUAAAAAAGAGUAGAAAUGUGCUACUCAGAAACAAGUGUUACGGACUUUUUCUUUAGAUCAAAAGAAGGAAGUACACUUUGCUGAGUACUAAAGUCAAGAACUGAAAUUUUAGAACAAGAUGAGGAAAGAGUGCUAUAAAACAAAAGCAGAAAGUUUCUUAGAACGAAAAAAACUACCUCUAACAAAAUGUUGCGGCGAGCAAUAGAGGAUAAAUUUCAUAAAGUACUAAAAAAAUUAGAAGCCCAAAUUUUCAAACGGGAUUAAAAACGUCAAUCUCUAGAACAAGAUGGGAAAUAACUUAGUAGAGUACUAAAAAACAAACACAAGUAGAACUAAAUGUUUGUAAAGUUUUAGAACAGAAGGAGAGACUAAACUUCAUGAAGUACUAAAAAAAACAUUAAUAGAAACAGCCUCCGAAACAAGUAUUAUACUUUUCUUUUAGAGCAACAGGACGAUAUAUUUCGCUAAGUACUAAAGAAAAUCAAGAGCCAAAAUUUCUUCCCUUUCAACAAAAUAUUGUGGAGUUUUAGAACUAGAGGGAUAAAUUUCGUAACGUACUUAAAAUAAAACCGGAGUAGAACGUUUUAAUAUGCGAAUUAAAUUUUUGCAAAGUUUUAAAACAGAAUCUACUUCUAAAACAAGAUGAACUACUUCUAAAACUAAAUAAAUGGCAGGGGUGUAAUUCUCUGAUUCAGGAUAAAAAGUUACGAAACAUUAAAAGAGUUCUAUGGCAGAGAUCUAUUCUGCCUUCGGAAAAAAAAUUGUACAGAGUAUUAGAACAAGAGAAAAAGAAAUAGUUCAUCAAGUACUAAAAGAAGUCAAGAGCCGACAUUUUCAAUUCAGGAUAAAAAAAAAAGUUGCGAAAAUUAUAAAAUGGAAAGGGUAUACGUUUGUAGAGUACCAAAAAAUUACGAUUGCAAAUUUUCUAUCUCUGGAAGAAAAAUUUGCACAGCUUUAGAACAAAAGAUAAACUAUGCAGUACUAAACGAAAUGAAAUUCCGGAAUUUUCUGAUUGAGGAUCAAAAAGUUGCGACAUAUUAAAACGAAGAAGCCAUGUUUCGUAAAGUACUAAAAGAUCAAGUAGUAAAAUUGCACAGUUUUAGAACCAAGAGUAGAAAUAAACUUCAUGAAGUACUAAACGAAAUCAAGAGCUGGAAUUUUUUAACUCACGAUCAAAAAUGUUCAAAAUAUUAGAACAGAAAUGCCAUAAGUGUACUAGAGUACCAAAAAAUCAAGAUUAGAAAAUAUCUGCCGAUGCAAAAAAUACAUAUAAGAAGUUUUAGAACAAGGAAAAGAUAUAAACUCCAUGCAGUAUUAAACGAGAAGAUGAAAUUUUCUAUCUCGCGAAAUUUUAAAUCGGGAAUGGCAUAUUUAGUAAAGUACUAAAAAAACAAAUGUCGAAAUAUUUCAACUCUUUAGAACAAAUGAAAGAUAUAAAGUUUAUGAGGUACAAAAACGAAGUUUAGAGCCGAAAAAAGACCAAGUUGCAUUAUUGCAGUUUCAGAAAUAGGGAAAGAUCAACUUCUAGAAGCAGUACUAAAAAAGAAAUCAAGUGCAUGGUUAAAAUUUUCCUGCUUUGCAAGAGUUUUAGAACAAUGGGAAAUUGUACUAAACGAAGUCAAGAGCCAAAAUCAUUUAUCACUAAAUGAAGUCUAAAUAAAAUCUAGACGUCUAGAGCUAAAAGUAUUGAGCAGUAGAAGAGAAAGUUGAAGAGUUUUAGAACAAGAGUUUGAACCUAGGAAUAUUAUUGCACAGGUGUAACAACUAGAAGAAGGGAUCAACUUUUAGAAGUGCUAAAAAAGAAUUCAAAUGGAAAAGUUUUCCAACUCCGCAGGAAAGUUAGAAUUUUAGAAUAAAGACAGGGCAUGAUCUUAUAGAAGUACUAAAAAAAAGACAAAAGAAUAUUUAAGAAGAAAGUGAAAAAUUAAUAAAAUUACAAUUAGGCAAAAAUUAAUUUACGGUUCUGUAAUAACAUUUUAGAGAUUUUAGACAUCUGGGAAAUAUCAGACAGGCAUUUAUCUUCUAGGAUUUGAUCUAUUUUUCAUUCUGCCACCAGCGCCUCUGGUGGUAGUUUUAGAAACUUGACAUGUUUGUGAGAUAUGUGAGACCAUCAAAGACCUUUCAUUUCUGCCCAAGAUAAAUAAAAUCCGUUCAAUGGAAUCAGAACUACUUUCAUUUUAGUUCCAAAAACAGAGAAAAUUGCAUUGCCUACUUCACGGGGUUCACGAUAUUUUUUGAAUUGUCCACGUUCUCCAAAAAUUCAACAAAAAUAUUUUAGAAUAAAAAGAAGGUCUUUUGCACUUUUAUAACCAGUAAAAAUGUGAAAAUGAAAACAAUCUUCAGUAUUAGUACUAAAUUUUUAGCACUGCGACUUGCGACACCUUAGAGAUUGGGACUUGCAAAUUUUUGUAAGAGCAACAAAAGAGCUUUCAAGAGGUUGCAGUUUUACAGGAAUUUUACCUUAAAUGUUGUGAAUUUGUCUAUCAAUUAUUUAAAAAAAAAAUCCUAUUUAUUAGAUGGUUGUAAGAGCAGAAUUGUGUCAUAAUCAAAAGCUAGUCUCAGGCAAAAAAGAAAUUGUUGCAAAUCUUUAAGAAUCCGGGGAUUAUUUAUUGUCUCAGUGAAUCUCACAGAAAUUGUCCAGAAUCCGGGCGAAAGACAUCACUUUUGUUUUGAGGUUGAGAGGAGUAAAUAAAGAUGAAAUAAAUGCGUUGUGGCUCAA
This is a messenger RNA of Phlebotomus papatasi, 5407 nucleotides long. It is a transcript of the gene Mob3, whose product is annotated as MOB kinase activator-like 3. The record is from RefSeq and is a predicted model, not a curated record. The coding region runs from base 157 to 816 and encodes 219 amino acids. Gene Ontology annotation, biological process: positive regulation of protein phosphorylation; signal transduction. The transcript is spliced from 3 exons. NCBI's taxonomy places the organism in Eukaryota, Metazoa, Arthropoda, Insecta, Diptera, Psychodidae. Gene Ontology annotation, cellular component: cytoplasm; nucleus. Gene Ontology annotation, molecular function: protein kinase activator activity.